AUGGCGCUCUCGAUUAAGGAGUCUAAACAGAUGGAUUCUAGCAAGUGUGUCAGAUAUACGCCUGAGCAGGUUGAGGCUUUGGAGAGGGUUUGCUCUGAACGCCCCAACCCAAGCUCCAUGAGAAGAUGCCGUGAAAAGCAAAGAAAGGAUGCAUCCUGUGUACAGACGGCGAACAGGAAGCUGACUGCAAUGAACAAGCUUUUGAUGGAGGAGAAUGACAGACUUCAGAAGCAGGUCUCCCACUUGAUGUAUGAGAAUGGUUUCAUGCGGCAGCAACUGCAGAAUCUGGUGAAAUGGAACUUAUGA
This is a messenger RNA of Telopea speciosissima, 306 nucleotides long. Its product is annotated as homeobox-leucine zipper protein HOX32-like. The coding region runs from base 1 to 306 and encodes 101 amino acids. The transcript has 3 exons. The record is from RefSeq and is a predicted model, not a curated record. Lineage: Eukaryota; Viridiplantae; Streptophyta; Magnoliopsida; Proteales; Proteaceae. Gene Ontology annotation, molecular function: DNA-binding transcription factor activity.